UAAACAUAUUUUAUUUGCACAAUUCGCAGAAGUUAUUAGACACAAGCUAUAUUAACAUUAGUGACGUCCACUUCAAAUAGUUGUACAUUUUUUUCCAGUGGUUCGCAAUCAACAGAAAUCUUGGACUAUGUUGAACUGUUGGUAUAUGAUUGUUGUUGCCUUCAGCGUUUACCAUGUAUCGAAUGCAGGAAAACUCACUCGACAAUGUAAGGCAUUGAACGGAAAAUGUGGAAUAAACACAAAUUCAAGUUGUGAUGAAAUGUUUGGUCCAGGUUGGGUAGAAAUUGGUAAAUGCUGUAAUGCAAGACCGUGUUGUAAUAUAUUUCGAUGUGAAGACAUUCAACAGAUUCCUAACGGAGCAGUUACCAAAACUGGCACAACUAUUGGUUCUACUGCAACUUUUUCGUGCGACACUGGUUAUGUUUUACAUGGGACCCCGACAAUCACAUGUGCUGGAGGGGGAUGGAAUGAACACCUUCCAAUAUGUCAUGGUUGUCCAGACAUUAUUACUCACUUUAGUGGAUCAACUUACAUAAUAUCUUGUAAUACAAUUGAUCGCUGGUCUAAUGCAGAGGCUUACUGUGUAGAUCAUGGUGGACAUUUGGCAAGCAUUGAAACUGAAAAAGAAAACAAUUAUCUUAAACAUGUAGCUAAGUUAUUGCGAGGUAGCGCGUGGAUAGGCCUAUCGGAUAUUACCACUGAAGGAUCAUUUCAAUGGACUUCGGGUCAACAACUAACAUUCACUGAUUGGUAUCAAGGUCCACCCAACCAACCAGAUGGUAAAACUGAGAAUUUAUCACCUAAUGCGGACUGCGUUCUAUUACAUCAAUCGUAUUCAUGGCAAUGGACUGAUGAUUCAUGCGUGAAUGCACAUACCCGAGCAAUUUGUGAAAUUUGAUAACAGUAGAAGUUAUUGAUUGGGAACCACACAAUACGCAUUUAAGAACAUGCACUUGGUUUUUAUGAUACGAUUUAAUAAAAAAUUAU
Molecule: messenger RNA, 987 nt
Organism: Mytilus trossulus (common blue mussel)
Lineage: Eukaryota; Metazoa; Mollusca; Bivalvia; Mytilida; Mytilidae
Product: lectin BRA-3-like
Exons: 8
Coding region: 128-898 (256 amino acids)
Molecular function (GO): signaling receptor activity
Source: RefSeq, a predicted model, not a curated record